GUACCACAGAAUCAGUUUCCAUCAUGCUGUGAAAUCUGCCUGUUCUCAAGACAAGGCAGGUCUUGUGGGGGUUAAGUUGUCCAAAGUUGUCCUGGUUGGAGAUGUUGCCGUCGGAAAGACAUGCCUGGUGAACAGGUAUGUACUCAGCUCCACCUAGAAAUAGAAUAACACUCCAUGUUUUACAAAACUGUCUAAAAACUAUUGCUGUUCUGUGUGUUUACUGCUGGAAUUUUAUUUGUUGAGGACAGAAGAGAGGCGACAUGCAUCUGUUUUCGUGAUAAUUUGUUCUUGGAAUAUAUGCAAUAAACAUGGCAGAGGGGGACCGCAUUCCUGUUGUUGAUUACUCUAGGACCUCACGACCAGUUUUUAGUAAUCAGAACAAUCAAAUGGAGUUUGAUAACCCACAGAACAAUUCACCUGAAUUUCAUGACCAAGAAGAUGCAGGAAAUGUGACAGCUAGGAACUAUGCAAGGAACGUCGAUUCUGUUUUUGAUAAUCAAGGAAAUAUCAUUCCGUCGGCAGAAAUAGGGAGAAAUAGUAAUGUGGCCUAUGAAAGGCUCUCACAACCAAUGUACAGUAAUUCAAGUGAUGUUCAGGCUUCACCAGCAGUUUCAAACUCUGCUAAUCCGAGCACAGAACUUGAAACCCGAUUCACUGAGUCUCUUUUGGAAUAUGCUAGACACUCUAUGGCUAUGUAUGAGAACCCUAACAACAGGGGUUCUGAACCAGCUGCAGACUAUCCCAGGAGUAAUGAUCAGCUGUUUACGCGAAGCACUGAUAGGAGACCAGCUUCUGCUAAAAACCCUGAACCCUCUGUUAGAUCUUUGGAUUAUCAGAGUAGUACCCAGAUUGUAGUGCCAGGGGACUUCCAGCCUCGACAAGACAAUGAUCAGGUUCAUGAUUAUGCAAAAAACAAUUCUGGCAGCGUUGAGUCAGUUGCAGAAUUUCCUAGGAAACCUCAGUCUUCGGACAAUAAACCUGGGAAUUGUCAGUCAAAUAUUGAUAAUUCACAGUCUAGUGCUCAGGGUAUGCAGUCGUGUGCUGGGAGUGCACGAGAUAAUGUUGCAGAUACACCAAGUAAUGUCGGGAGUACUUUAGCUAAUGUUGGAAAUGCAUGUGAUAAAGUCGGGAACACGCAAGCUAGUUUUGAGGACACUCAGGGUAGCAUCAGCAGUACGCAGACUCAUGUUAGGAACGUACAAUCUGAUGGUGGUGGUAGACCUGAUAGUUCUGACCUUAAUCGAUGCAAUGUUAGAAACACACAGUCAGAUGUUGGGCACAUUCAGGUGGGUGUGACGGUUAGCAACACACAUCAUGGGAAUACAGCAUUCACUGAAGCACUGACAAGUCUUGGUAACACUGACACCACUGUUGCGGACACUCAGCUUGGUGUUGAAGAUACCAAAAUCGGUAUUAUUCCAGCAGUUGUUGGUAGUUCAGUAACUGUACCAAUGGACAUAAGUUAUAAAGAGGCAUCAACAGAGGUCGAGUCCAAUCCAAUAAAGGGAUCUGGACCCCCGAUGAAAAGGAGGCGGAAAGCGCGGGCAAAGAGGUACCCCAGGAAGGCGCACCAACCAGUUUAUCGAGGGAAGGUUGAGCCUGUUGAUGCUGAGACUGAUGAAGUGGAGACAAUUGGUGAUCAGGCUGUGGGAGCUAGAGAGGGUCAGGAGGCUGAAGCUGGUGCUGAGAAGGAAAAGGAUGGGGUGGAGGGUGGAUCUAGGGACCUGGUCACAGGGGAGAUUGAAGGAAAGGAAGGUACGGGGAAGAAAGAGAAAAAUAUUUUGCCGCCCCUUCCUAAUGGACGGAAAAAACAUUCUAUUCCGCUGUGGCGCAAAAUAGAGAUUCUGAAGGAAUUCGAUAAAAAACCAGCAGGAAUGUCACGUCGGAGACUCGUUGGGGAGUUGGGGUUGAAAAAUCGCAGCACCCUGUCUUCAAUUCUGGGUAGCCGUGAAAAAAUAAUGGCAGAGUAUCUGAAUUCUACAUCUGACAAGCAACGGGACCGCAGGCGGAUGCGGAGUUUGAAAUAUGAUGAUAUUGAAGAGGUUAUCACAAAGUGGAUGGAGCAGUGUAAACUCAAUAAACUACCCAUAAAUGGCAUUGUGAUUCAGAAAAAGGCAGAGAGAUUGGCAAAGAAACUCGGUCAUGUACAAUUUAAAGCUAGUAACGGCUGGCUUGAUAGAUUUAAGGCUCGAAAUGCUGUCAAUCUGAAAGAGUUCAGUGGGAAAUCAGCAGAUAUGUCCAGUGCCGUGGAUGAACCGAUUUAUGAAUGGAAGGAGUUGUGCCUGCCUGUUCUCAUCAGGGAGUACGAGGCUUGUGACAUCUUUGUUUGUGCCGGGGGCGGAAUUCUCUUUGGGCUUCUGCCGAACGAAAUAGCAGCAGCUCACGGUGAGCAGUGUCUGAAAGGGGAGAAUAGUAAGGAGAGGAUUACUUUCUGUCCAUGCGUCAACAUGGAUGGGACGGAAAAGGAGGCCCUCAUUCUCGUCGGUGACUUUUCACAGAAGUCACAGUAUUCAUAUGGAGGAAUUCUCACAUCUGGUGCAGUUCAUUCCGAAAUGGAUGAAAACUCAUGGGUGACUCCAGACUCCUUCUAUAGUUAUGUGCUUUCUUUAGAUUCUAAAAUGCAGCUUGAUGAUAGACAUAUCAUUCUAUUCACGGAUGAAAAAUAUGCAAAGCUUGAGGAGAAAAAGAACAAGGAAUUGAAGAACGUUAGCCUGAAAACCAUUCCGAUACAUUUCAACCCGAUGAAUCGAGGGAUUCUGAAGUCAAUCAAGUCAGAGUACCGCUAUUGCCAGAUGAAGAAGAUGCUGAGUAGCCUUGGUGACGACAUGAAGGGGACAUUGCCCAAGGUCACAGUGCAGGAUGCCGCCAAGAUGCUUGAGACUGCCUGGAAGGAGUUGAGUGCUUCCACCAUCCAAUCCUGUUUCCUUGAUGCUGGAUUUGAGAAGAAGAUGCAUGUCCACCUUGAUGAGCCAGAGGAGAGCAAGGAGGCCAUUCUCGCCUCUCUCGAUGACAAAAAGCACAAGGAAAAGACACCCGAUAGUCGCCUGCACUUGUUCAAGAAGUUGAAGCAAUACUACAAACUUCCAGAAAGCCUCCAUUUUGAAGACUACUUGAAUGCGGAUGAUGAGUUGGCGACAUGUGAUGAAGGAAUACCAGAGAUGCCGGUAGAAGAUAUUUUGCCCACGAUGGAUAUUAUGCUACCUGAUGACCACGAGCCAGAGAGACCUGAGCAUAGUGGACCCCCUCCCCAGGAGAUUCUGACCCCUCAGGAUGCAGUGACCGCAUUAGGGAAAGUCAGGCGGUUCCUCCAGAUGCAUAACGAUUGGGGGAAUGUCCCCCCUGCCUUCUUCUUUAGCCUCGAUACAAUUGAACAGUAUGUAAUUGAUGAACGUAUGAGGUCAACUUUUAGUGGGCAGUUUAUACCAAGUGCCAGCAAUUUGACUGCUAGUGUAAUGAAUGCUGCCAACCUGUCCAGCAUGUCAAACAUGUCUCAAGGUGUCACUUUAGCCGGUGCUGGUAGCCCUCCGCCUAAUCCGUCAACUCCUAACACCGCCCAUUCCCCUCAAGUACACAUGCAUCAGAGUCAACGCCAGGGAAUGGGAUCAAUGGUUCAUAUGCCAAACAGUUCAGGUCACAACACUCCUAUUCCACAGAACACAAGCCACUCACAUAAUAUGCCAAGCAACUUGGGACAUUUCCAUGGAAACAUGGGCCACCAUCCUUUCGUUGGUAAUGUCCCAAUUGGACAUAUUCCUGGGAACCCAUCUGGCCAUAUUGCGGGUAACACAGGACAAUGGACAGCCAUAUACCAAAACCCAAAUAAUUUCAGUCCAAACUGAAGGUUUUACUGGAAAACUGUGAUGUUCUAAAUCGCCAAUGGUAUUGCAAUAAUUUCCUUUACGUACCACCUCACUUCCGUACAGCUGUACAAGAAAUAUGAACUACACUUGAUGGUACCAUGGCUGGCUACGAUACAUGAUCAGUUUGUUGAAACUUUCAGAAGACUUCUGUUGUCUUAGAAACUACAGAUGUGUGAAAACAUAACCUCUUCCUAUGGUCUCUUUAAAACAGUCAGUAGUUUUGGGUUGAGGGGCAUGCUGAACUCUCUUUAUACAUGUAGGGACAUAUAAAUAUGCAGAUAGGAUUGAAGUAAUGUCAAUAUGACUCCGGUGGCAGUGGCCCUUAACUGUAGCAUGGUGAAGUGUAUGUUAUGAUUUUGUAUUCAGUGAUGGUUUUGGAGGGACAGCGUGUGUAAGUAGAUAAUAAUGUUUAUAUCAUACUUGUUAUUUGUUGCAAAGAGAAGAUUUUAAGACUAAAGUGACGUCGUGAUGGAGUGUGCUGUAAUUACUGAAAGUAUUUGAAUUUGAUGUUCAUUGUCAGUUUUGAUUGUUCUUUAUUGUACAAUAAGCGUAUCAUUUGCUUUAUCAUUAUUAAAAGAGAGAGCUCAGUUUUCAUAAGUUUAUGCUAUAGUUAGGGCCCGGUGGCUCAAUCAUCAUUAGGAGUAGCAUGGGCAAGUGCUAACACACAAAAACAACCGCUGGAGAUGACGCUUCAUUGAGCUUACGUUUGCAUUAGUCUCUAAUGCUGAUUGAGCUGUUGGGCCCAGUUGAUUCACUUUUGAGUAAGAAGUGUGCCAGCACAACAAACAUGUAAGCUUACUGCUCUUUGUUUCGACCAAGACGUUUGUGUGGGAAAAAAGAAUGCAUUACGUGUGGUCUAUUUUGAUGGGAUCAUUCAAGCAAAUUCUUUGGCUAAACUUUAUUGUAGUGUUCACUUCAGAUAUCGACAAAGUUUCUUCAUUAACAAAGAGCUUUAUGUAUUGUAUAUUUAUUGUUUUAUUUUAUCAUGUAGUCAAUAAGCAUGCAAAUGCUUAGUUUUUUUUGUUCUUCAAACCAUUUAUUUGCUGUACAUUAUAUUGCUUAGAUUGCAUGAAAAAGAUUUGUUGCCAUACUGAGUAGAUCAAGGUCACAACGAGGGACUUAUUUGUCAAAAAGUGGCAGUAAUAGUCACUGGUCCAAUACAAUAGAGAAGCUUCUGUGGAUGAAAUUGACAUUUUUUGGAAGUCUAUUGUGUUUUGGACCACUGACUUCUGCCGACCUCUGUUAAUUUCAAGUUCCUCAAUCGGGUUAGAUACCAACAUUCACUGCCACAGAACACCACCAUUUUACCAUUGCAGCGUGGUACUGUACUGAUAUAUAUUGUGGGAAAACAAUGACUGUGCAGGAAUUACUGCCUGCUGUGUCAUAGUAAUGUAUGUAACAGAUAUUGUAGAAUAUUUGUGUACAUUUGUGGAUGGAGGGGUGGGGACUUGCUGCUUCAGCAUACGUUCAAAAUUUCGUUACUUGACCUGGGACUAGAACAAGUCACAUCAAAUGAAAUGUAUCUUGUGGUUGCAUGAGUUGUUUCACAGGCACUAGAUCUAUGACGAUGUUGGUGGUGCUGAACAAACAUCCUGUGCCUGUGAAAACUGCACUGUAAAUUUACCGGUACCUAAACCAUGCUUGAUGUGACCAAAGUUAAGAGGAUGAAUUUUAACCGUACACACAUGAAUUGCCAUUUUACUCUGUCUGCAUAAAUGCAUAGUUAUCAGACACAUUUAUUUUUAUUCUAUAUUGUAUAUCUUUAUCAUAUGUAUAGUAUGAGAAGUUGAUAGCCAGUUUCACGAGUGUCUGAUGUUAGAACUUAUUCUUUAAAUGAAGAUAAAAGGACUGUGAACCCCUUCAUUGAUGGUUAUGAUAUCAUGCUUGCAAGCCUAUUGUGAAGGGCCACUGGUGUCUUGUUUUGGUGUGACGUAGUCAACAUGUAGUGGUUACUGCCAGAAUUACCCAGAGUAGUCACGUACCCUUUUGUAAAUGUGUAGAGCACUUCAGAGUCUGCAUGCUUUGGGGACAACCUUUCUGUUGAAGUUCUGAAGUUUGACUUGCAUGCUGCCAACUGAAGUACUAAAAUCAUUAUAGAAUCACCAGACCUAAUUUACGUGCAGGUCCAGGUCCAUUUGUCUUAUUUGUAUUGUAGGUAGUUGAUAAGGUUGUGUAUUUGAUUACCUUUCAUUCAAUGUAGGUGCUUCACAUGGCUUUUCUAGAUUUACUGACCAUUUCGAUGGAAUCACAACUGGAACAAGGCACAUCUAAGUGGUUAAAAUAAAGUUAGCUGGUGCUGGAAAAUAUAUAUUUGUUGUUAUGCUUGGUAGAUUUUGCCUUUGAUACAGGAAUCAUUUAUCAAAAGCACUUUCCUAAGGUGUAAGGAGAGAGUUAGCAUAUCGAGAAGGACCUAGCGAUCACUAUCUAUUAUGCCAAGGACAUAGCAUAACUUUAAGUGACACAUUAUAAGGAGGAUAGGAAAUGAAUCUGUCAUCUGGAUGUGGUGAUUGGGAUGAUAAUUUGGUAAGAUGUCCAUUGCAGUUGUACAGUGGAGGGAGCUUGUCAGCAACAUGGCUCUUUUCCCUCUAUCUCGGUUUGACUCCAAGGACACCCUUGUAUAAAAAAUGGCAUUUUUUGCCUCGGAAGUGUCCUUGAUCGAACAUGAUUCUACUGUCAUCAAACAUUCUUCAUCUCUCUUUUGAAUUUGAAAGAAAUGCACUA
Messenger RNA from Lineus longissimus, 6581 nucleotides. Its product is annotated as ras-related protein Rab-34-like. NCBI's taxonomy places the organism in Eukaryota, Metazoa, Nemertea, Pilidiophora, Heteronemertea, Lineidae. The record is from RefSeq and is a predicted model, not a curated record. The transcript is spliced from 3 exons. The coding region runs from base 309 to 3839 and encodes 1176 amino acids. Gene Ontology annotation, cellular component: nucleus. Gene Ontology annotation, biological process: vesicle-mediated transport. Gene Ontology annotation, molecular function: GTPase activity; DNA binding; GTP binding.